Messenger RNA from Iphiclides podalirius (scarce swallowtail), 1542 nucleotides. NCBI's taxonomy places the organism in Eukaryota, Metazoa, Arthropoda, Insecta, Lepidoptera, Papilionidae. The record is from the annotation of a GenBank genome assembly.
AUGUUGCGUAAGAAGAAUUACGUGUACGGCGCUGAGGUGGCCUAUUUGCCCCACCAUCUGCAUUUCGGACAGUAUAUGCUAGAGAAGUGUAAGCUGUACAUGGACGAAAUAGCUUUGCUUGACGCUGCCACGGGAGCUCAGGUGACGUACGGGGAGGUGGCAGAGGUGGCGGCGGGCGUCGCCCUCUCGCUAGCAGGCAUGGGGCUCGGCAGGGGCGACGUGGUGAGCGUCUGCAGCGAGAAGAGAUCGGAGUUCAUACCAACUAUGAUUGGCAUUAUGUGCUCCGGAGCAACAUUCAUGCCGGCGGAUGUUAGUUGCAUGAACGAUUCAAUACUUCAUCGUCUAAGCAAUCCAGAGCCGAGGGUAAUAUUCUGCUCGCCGUCCGUCUACAAAGUGCAUAAAAAGACCUUUAAAUUGGUAAACAAUUUGGCGUCCACCGUAGUCUAUGGCGACAGCGUCGUCGAAGACGCCAUCCUCUUCAAAGAUUUUGUCACGAAGCAUGUUAACUUGGAAGAUUUUAUACCAAUGCCAGUGACGGGAUGGUCCGAUUUAGCGGUGAUACUCUACUCCUCGGGCACCACCGGCCUCCCAAAAGGUGCCAAGUUCACCCACCUCAGCUUCCUAAUGUGCUUCCAACACGGCCUCGCUGCGAAAAACCUCGUAGGCGCCAGGAUGUUCAGCACUCGCGAUUGGUACUACACAUACGGCUUGAAGCACACCAUCGGGACUCUGAUGGUUGGCGCGACGGUGGUGUUCACCACCAGCGACGAUGUUAAGGACAUCCUCAGGAUCAUCCAGGAGUACAAGCGUAAUCCAUCUGCUGCCCACCACGGUGAACGAGAUGGUGAAAACGAAUCUCGACGAGUACGACGUCAGCUCACUCAUGUGCAUGAUGUCUACCAGCAUGCCUAUCGAUGCAGAACUGUCAAACGCUGUGAUGAAGAAAUUUACGGGAUGACGGAGGCUGGGUGCCUGACUGACGAUCUGAACUCUGCCAUGGGCCCAAAGGCUGGAAGCGUGGGGUGCGCUAAUCCUGGAGUAGUCAUUAAGAUAGUGGACCUGAAGACUCGUCAGCCACUUGGAGCCAACGAGAUCGGAGAGCUCUGUUUCAAAUCAUUAUCGCUGAUGUCAGGUUAUGUCGGAGAAACGACGCGUGACUACUUGGACGAAGAGGGCUUCUUCAAGUCAGGGGACGUUGGCUAUUAUGACGAAGAUAGAUACUUCUACAUUGUCGACAGACUGAAGGAUCUCAUAAAAUAUCGCGGUGCAACGGUGUCCCCGGCGGAGGUGGAGGCGGCCCUGCUGAGGCAUCCCGCCGUGAAGGAUGCCGGGGUGGUGGGGAUGCCGCACCCUGACCACUGCGAGGUGCCAGCCGCCUUCGUGGUGGCACAGCCUGGCGCUGCCGUCACCGAACGCGACCUGGUGGCGUUCAUUGGCCAGCAGUUGAGCACAAUCAAAAUGGAGGGCGGGAUUCGAUUUUUAAAGCAAUUGCCAAGGGGUGCCACCUCAAAGCUUUCCAAGAAGUCUCUUAGGGAGAUGUUA